This is a messenger RNA of Pseudovirgaria hyperparasitica, 2155 nucleotides long. Its product is annotated as trichodiene oxygenase. Gene Ontology annotation, molecular function: oxidoreductase activity, acting on paired donors, with incorporation or reduction of molecular oxygen; monooxygenase activity; iron ion binding. The transcript has 3 exons. The record is from RefSeq and is a predicted model, not a curated record. NCBI's taxonomy places the organism in Eukaryota, Fungi, Ascomycota, Dothideomycetes, Acrospermales, Acrospermaceae. The coding region runs from base 276 to 1784 and encodes 502 amino acids.
UGAAUAGCUGCUUACUUUGCCUAGUCUAGUCUAUACAGGUCCACGGGUACUCAGAUCUCGAUAUGGACCUUAGUGUGUGUGUGGUGGGACACGCGUAGUAUCGUAAUCGUCAAUUGUAUGUUAUAGCUCUACAUGUUUGCGUGCGACAUUUGUGAUCAACAGCAGUGCUGAAUUACCCUUCACGCGCCGCGCAAGUCACGCAUUUCAUUGUCAUUAAGCUUGCAUGGCUGAACUCUCGAAUUGAUCCUUUGCUCAAGCUUGACAACACCUUCAACAUGAUCGUCACAGUCAUACAGAUCCUACUGCUGUCGUUUCCUUUCUAUUUCAUAGCUCUUGCUUUCUACCGUCUAUUCCUCGACCCGCUCUCGAGAAUUCCAGGUCCUAAAAUCGCCGCGAUCACAAGAUACUAUGAGGCCUACUAUGACGUAGUCAAGAAGGGUCAAUACACUUUCAAGCUCCGCGAGCUGCAUGCGAAAUACGGUCCUAUCGUACGCAUCAGUCCCUAUGAGAUCCACAUUCACGAUCCUGCUUUCUACGAGAAGCUCUAUCGCCAAGAUGGCCGUUGGAACAAGUACGGCUGGGCUUGGGAUGCGCUGAACGGCCCUGGAGCCACGAUCCACACCGUCGACCACGAUUUACACAGGCGCCGUCGCGUCCCGGUAAACCCAUACUUCUCCAAAGCCAGCGUCGCCCGCAAGCAUGGCAUGAUCCAAGGACACGUCAAGGAGCUCCUCGACCGCCUCGACGAAUCCGCAGCCGCAGGCUCAACAGUCAACAUCGGUGGAGCACUCACAGCACUGGCAUACGAUGUCGCUACAGACUUUGUCCUGGGCAAGUCCUACGGCCUCCUCCAACACCCUACCUUCAACGUGACAAUGACAAAAGUCGGCCAGAGUGGCGGCGCAAUCUGGCGCGUCUCAAAGCACAUCCGCGGCUACAUGAAGCUCAUGAAGAAGAUCCCCAGCAGAUUCAUGCAGAAGACCGACCCAGCCUUCGUGGAAUGGUUCAAGUUCGCCAGCGAAAUCCGCAGCAUCGUCUCCAACACCAUCACCACACACGGCACCGCCGCCCAAUCCGACAACAAGGCCGCCCGCAACGCAAUCGACGUCAUCCUCGACUCCGACCUCCCGCCCGAGGAAAAACUGCCCAUGCGCAUCCAGCAGGACAUCUCCGUCUUCGUCGGUGCCGGCACCGAAACAAGCUCCAGCGUGCUGCGCAUGAUGCUCUACCACGUCUACACCACGCCCUCCAUCCUCCACACCCUCCGCGCCGAACUCCUCGACUCCGCCGUCGACCCGCUCUCCGACCCCGUCUCCAAACUCGAACAAUUACCCUACCUCACCGCCGUCCUGACAGAAGGCAUGCGCCUGAGCCCCGGCCUCGUCACGCGCGCCGCCCGCAUCGCCCCUGAUCGCGACAUCGUAUACGCCGACAGCUUCAAGAUCCCCGCCGGCACGCCCGUCAGCAUGACUAUCUACAACAUGCACAUGGACCCCAGCAUCCACGCUGAUCCCAAACGCUUCGACCCAGAGCGCUGGCUCGUCAAGCCCGGCGAGAAGAAGCCGUUCUGGGCGGGCUUCGGCAGAGGCACGCGGAUAUGUAUCGGCAUGCACGUCGCCUGGGCAGAAAUAUACACGGCCUUUGCAGCGCUCGUGCUGCGCUACGACGUCAAGUUCAAGGACGACGUCGGCGCGCAGGACGUUGAUUGUAUCGCCGAUGCAAUGGUUCCUGCCACUGCGCGCGUGAACGGCAUCAUAGGCUGGGUAUCACGGCGCGAGUCGUAGAACUGGAUGUAUAUCGUUGGUUUAGCCAUGCGCUGUGAUGGUUUUUGGAAGGCUGGCUUCCAUGUGCGUGCACGACGACGAGAGCGGACGGCGGGGUUAUGUAUUGUGCGAUGGAUGGACGGAUGGACGGAUGGAUGGAUGGAUGGACAGAUGCGUAUUGCGUCUACGCUGGGACGCGCACGGAAGUCUUGUAGGCUCUUUCAUGCUCUCUUCAAUGUCUCACAUCCAUACGUAUCAUACAUGAAUGACUGGGCGGCAUGCUUGUUCACCUACAAGUUACCUACACGAAGCUACGAAAGUCGUAAUGUUGCUCAAGAUUUAUAUAUAUAUCAAUCAAUCAAUCAAUCAAUCAAUCAGUCAGUCAAUCAACC